UGUCCGGCUCUGGUCGCAGCAUUAAAGAUGGACGCGGCCGUGUUUAUUCUGUCACUGAUCGACUGUUGUGCACUGAUUUUCCUGGCCGUCUAUUUUAUUAUCACCUUGUCUGAUCUAGAAUGUGACUACAUCAAUGCCAGAGCAUGCUGCUCCAAACUCAACAAAUGGGUAAUACCAGAGAUGGUUGGCCAGUGUCUGUCCACUGUGCUGAUGUUGAUCUCCACACAUUGGUUCAUCUUCUUUCUCAACCUCCCUGUAGCAGCUUGGGACAUUUAUAGAUACGCAAAGGUCCCGAUGGGCAACAUGGGCGUGUUUGACCCCACGGAGAUCCACAACCGGGGGCAGCUCAAGUCCCACAUGAAGGAGGCCAUGAUCAAACUGGGCUACCACUUGCUUUGCUUCUUCAUUUAUUUGUACAGCAUGAUUUUGGCUCUGAUCAACGACUGAGGUGAGCAGCGGGCCCUCCGCCAUCCAUCUUCACACUCCUGGAUUUAACGUUUCCUUCCUCCCAUCCUGUGCCUGGGCUGAAUGGCUCAAAUCGUUCUAGCGUAGUCUUACAAAAAGUACUUUGCAUCUGAUACAAAGGUAUCAAAGCCACACUAAAAUUUUGGUUGAAAAAAAAAAAAGUCAAAUGCUUAAAAAAAAACAUGUAAUGGUACAAGGAGAAAAAAACUAAAAUAGCCUAAAUAAAAUAACUUGACAAGAUCCUCAACUGUGCCCAUUUUGAUGCAGGUGUAUAUUCCUAUAAUAUUAUGACUUUAUUCUGUAAUAACGUCAUAAUUUGUGGUAUUGUUUUGCACUGAACCUGUCAUUACCGCCCGACACACAUUGUAAAGAGCAGCAUGUUGGGAAAGCUCAGACACAAGUUGGUCAUUUUGGCUAUUUAGUGAACACUUUGAACUUCUCAGCUCAUAGUUAGACACGAGAUCACCAAACAUCCUCUUUGGUUCCAACAGUGGGGCCAUUGUGCUAAAUAAACAAAUGCAUUGUUCUGUCUGAACACUUGACCUUGUGUGAACUCUUAAUAAGACAUUCCUUCAUUUGAAAGUUUACUGCAUCGACUUGUAUGUUGUUUUUCAUCAGAAUGUGGCGCGAUUGUGUCGUCACCUCCAUUUGAAAUGACUGCAGCAUGAAAUGACUCCAAUGAGAGGCAUGUGUUCCGAUAAAACAGAGAAAGUUCCUCAUUGUGUUGACUGACAUGACUGCUGGUCAGCUUGACACCUGCAUCUCACUUGUAAGUCUCUGUCGCAGUGUUGUUUUUCUUGAGAUUUUGAGUUUCAUAAAUAAAGCAGAAAAUACAAUGUG
Molecule: messenger RNA, 1305 nt
Organism: Syngnathus acus (greater pipefish)
Lineage: Eukaryota; Metazoa; Chordata; Actinopteri; Syngnathiformes; Syngnathidae
Gene: cnih4
Product: cornichon family AMPA receptor auxiliary protein 4
Exons: 5
Coding region: 28-447 (139 amino acids)
Biological process (GO): endoplasmic reticulum to Golgi vesicle-mediated transport
Cellular component (GO): COPII-coated ER to Golgi transport vesicle; endoplasmic reticulum membrane
Source: RefSeq, a predicted model, not a curated record